This is a messenger RNA of Spinacia oleracea (spinach), 1757 nucleotides long. Its product is annotated as zinc finger CCCH domain-containing protein 62. Gene Ontology annotation, molecular function: metal ion binding. Lineage: Eukaryota; Viridiplantae; Streptophyta; Magnoliopsida; Caryophyllales; Amaranthaceae. Bases 125 to 1579 code for a protein of 484 amino acids. The record is from RefSeq and is a predicted model, not a curated record. The transcript is spliced from 9 exons.
AUUCCAAUAUCGUACUCCAAUUCCAUUAGUCCAUUUCAAAAACUCGCAAGUCGCAACGGUCGUCCUCGUCCCCUUUCAUAUACCUAAAAUCUUCUCCUUAACUAUCUUUUGAUUGUACCUACAAAUGGCGAAAUCUCACGGAAAUGCUCAAAACCCCAUUGAAUUAGAAGAAGAUGACUAUACUGAAAUGGAAGAUUCCGAUUACGAUGAAUUUGAUUCAGAUGAUUCUGAAGAAGACCCUUCCUACAUUCAUGCUCUUGAUAAAGCUCAAUCCAAUUUCAUCAAUCUAUCAGUCAAUUCAAGAGAUGAUGAUGAGAUCUCAGUUACGGAGGAAACGAGUGCGCCGAAGCUUGGAAUCAAAGAUAUUAAGGAUCUUGAGGAAAUUCAGAAAGUUAUUGACGGUGGGCUGGUAGAGAAAUUGAAGGUGGAACAAUGUAAGGUGUAUUUGAGGAAACAUGGGUUGAGAUUGACUGGGAAGAAAGACACCCUUAUUCAAAGAAUUAAGGAGCAUUCAGAGAUUCUAAAUGGGGGAGGAGAAAAAAAGUACCCACCAUCAAGCUUUGUGUUGAACUGCAAGGGUGAUGCCUGUAUGGGGGACAUUGUGAUGUUUGAACAAACUGUUUAUGAAGGGUUCAGUAUCGUCUCAAGGAGUGCUACUGGCCCUCCAUGCGGUAAAAGAAUAGUUGCUGGUCGUAUUGUGAAAGAAAGUUAUGGUGCUGCCAAGCAGCAGCAUACAUUUACUGUUGAAGUUUUAUGGAGUAAAGGCCAAAAACCACUGCCUCCACUUCAUCCCCUUCUAAUUAAGGGCAGAAACCUCUACAGAUUAAACACAUUGAGGCAGAGAUGGGAAGACGAAUCUGAAAGACAGCGAGUUUUGAACGAAAAGCACAGCAGGGGUAAUGCAGCUCGCUCAAAUAGAGAAGUCCGAAUUCAGAAAAAGAUAUCCAGGAAGGAACUCAAAGGCACCAGAAAUGCAACAGAUCAUAUCUCCAACCAUGAUUCAAGAAAUGUAGAAAGCAAGGCUCAGAAGAAACAAACAGUGGUAAAGAAAACACAACAGCAGCAGCAGCAGCAGCAGCAGCAAAUUAAAGUAGAUAAAGAGAAUUUAUAUGCAGGGUUACCUAUGUUACAGCCAUCCCAGCAGAAUAAACCAAGCAUGCCACCUUCUGAUUUACACCGAGUGCCAACUUCACGAGUGUGCUUUGCAUUCAAAGAUCAAAAUUCAUCUCUAUCUCACCAUGGCCCUCCACAACUUCAGCAUAGCAGACCACAGUUACAACAACAUUCAAGACAACAGUAUUAUAUGGAGUACAACAAGAAUUCUGUUCAACCACCUAACUCAUUCCAGCAGAAAGCAUCAAGCACAUCAACCUGCAACUUCAGUCAGAGGCCAAUGUCACGUUUUUCUGAAAAUGAGAGCUUCAUAACUUCUGCCCACUAUAUUAUGGCGUUAUCAAAUAAUUAUCAGCACCCUCAGCACGGUCAAAAUCAUCAGCAGCAGCUGUGUCGUCACUAUCCUAAAGGCAGGUGCUACUAUGGUACUCGCUGCAAGUUUUUGCACGUGUCUGAUAGGAACUAAUGUUGAAUUUACUGGAACUAUGAUAAAUUGUAUCUGGUAUGAAAUUCGGCUUGAGUUACAUUUUGAUGGGAUUCCUCUCCCUACAUUUUGAUAUAUCAACUGAAUGUUUCCAACUUUCAAAGAAAAGAGUUACUGUGUAAAGCAUGACCAAGUUUUUCUGUAAAUAUUUCAACCAUAA